Molecule: messenger RNA, 2230 nt
Organism: Ciona intestinalis (vase tunicate)
Lineage: Eukaryota; Metazoa; Chordata; Ascidiacea; Phlebobranchia; Cionidae
Source: RefSeq, a predicted model, not a curated record
GUCACAUAAAAUCUGAUGUUGUAGAAGCAGUCAGUAAGUUUUAAGUGUAUAGUUACAAUGUAUAUGGUUGUACUAAAGUCUGCUUUUUAAGAGCAGUUUGUAAGUUCCUAAGUUCAGUUACAACGAUGGUUGCAUGCUCGCCGUGAAGCCAGUUUUUAUUAAUCACCUUAUUCAAGAUAUUGGAGCUUUUACAAUGUUUGAUUUCCUGGGGUAUCGGAAAACAAAUGUGCUUUUAAUUGAAUAUAGGAAUUGAUACCAAACUCUCGCUGUUUGCGAAGACAGGCUUGACGUAUACUAUACUUUAUGAUAUGUGUGUUUAAGACCACGCAGAGACGGGGGUUUCUACGAGGACGAUCAAACGAUACAAGAAUUUCUCCUUCGGAUAUGCUAUCAGCUGCUAUUCAUGCUCAGAUACUGACUACAAAGGCGAGCCAAAUCGACAUAGCGUUUGUUACGAUGAACCAUCCACUGUAACUGUGAGGAAUUGCUUACCAAAUCAGUAUUGCCAAGUUCAGUUUACCUUGCAAGACGGUUUACCAACAAAUGUUCUUCGCGGCUGCGUUUCUCCCAGUUCAGAUCAGGAUGAUUUCAGCAGUAGCGCCAUGCCGGCUUCUGCGCAAUGUGUUACCUCACCUGUUCUUGCAGACACCACAACAGAAACAAACUGUUAUUACUCUUGUAACACUACGGACAACUGCAACAGUUUAAAAACAAAUAACUUAAAGACGUGUACAUCUAACUGUUCGUAUUCUAUUGGAGGCGGAUUCUGCGAUUAUUUUACCGGGAAAUGUCAAUGUAACACGGGUUACUCUGGAGUCGACUGCUCGGCUGUGAUGGCUAUAACGUACAGGAGCUGUGUUCAAUGUAAUAGUGAAACAGAUUCUGGUUGCGAGACCCGUAAGAGUGUCAAGCAGUGUCCAGGGAAUGACGAAUCCCUGCCGUAUUGCUCUGCCACUAAAACCAGCACCAUUGAUUCCGCUGGUAACAUUAUUCGGAACAUAGUCACCAGAGGCUGCACAUCCAGCUUCACUUCUGCAGAUGAGUGCUUCUUUUCAAAACCUAGUGAUUCUUCAUUAUCAAAUUACACAGAAUACACAUGCAUAUCAACAUGCGACACAAACGGAUGCAACACGGGAACGCCCGAUGGAAUCGUGGAUGCAACAGAAGACAAGGCUUUAUACUGUGUACAAUGUACUGGCCCCCAAGGAACUGGUUCGUGCCAAAGCAUGACCACCCCAACACGAUGCCCAUCUUCUACUUCCAAGUACUGUGUCUCCACUGUCGAAUACUAUAUUUCCGAAACAUCUGAUGGAAUGAACACUGGUCCCGUUCAGUACGAACUAAUAAACGAGGUCCGUGCAUGCUCGUCUGAAUCCGUAGCAAAAGGCUGCAGCGAGCCGAUGAACAUCAAUACACUUAGUGCAAAAAAGGUGACUUGCAAGGAGACCUGCACCACAAACGGUUGCAACAUCGGUUGGCCCGCUCGCCCAAGAUGCUCCAAGUGUGUCUCACAAUCGUACAGUUCAAGCUUUUCCAGCCCACCUGAUACUUACGAUGGUUAUGAUAGCUGCAUAUUUAACCCACCAUCCCCAGUCCAAUGUGAUUUUCCAUACCAACAAUACUGCGUAGCGUUCCACAACACAAAACAACUAGAUUCAACUGGAAAGUCCGGUUACACUGAAACAAUGAUGAGAGGAUGUAGUUAUCAAAACCAUGGUAAUGGCUGUACUGAUGUUGGCACUGCUAACGGGUUUGGUUACUCCUAUUACAGCUGUAACCGAACGUGUGAAACAUACGGCUGUAAUCGCGGUUUAAUAAACGCAUCGUCACGACCCAUUCAGAGUGUUAUUGCAACAUUGUCACCGGCAUUAGUGACGUUUCUGUUGCAACGACUUCUCACAAGUUUCUAAACCUACUAUCUCUAUAACAUUGUUCAAAAGACGAUCGUUUUGUAUUGAUGAAGUUAUCUCAGUUUGUUUUAACGAAUUCCCAACGACGUUGUUACACAGCAGAGGGUGCCGUUAAACCUUCUAGCGUUUUUACACUAAGAUUUUUAGCAGUAGCUGUAGCGUAGAAUUUUAUACACAAAAAAAUAAAUUAAUUUUCUUUUAAAAAUGAGUAUAGCGAUUUUUCUUGUUUGGUAUGCAGUAGCCGGUCGCCAACGUUUACCGCCAUGCGUGUAAAAAAAUACAAGUUUUACCACGCCGGGUAUACCUAUAGGCCACGCUCA